Messenger RNA from Habropoda laboriosa, 1063 nucleotides. RefSeq lists its product as uncharacterized. The record is from RefSeq and is a predicted model, not a curated record. NCBI's taxonomy places the organism in Eukaryota, Metazoa, Arthropoda, Insecta, Hymenoptera, Apidae. The coding region runs from base 11 to 1063 and encodes 350 amino acids. The transcript has 5 exons.
UGUGAAUAACAUGGAACAAUCAGAAAAUUUAGAUAAUGAUAAAUUUAGCAAUUACUAUGCACUAUUGGUCGCGUUUAAAACUAUGAAUGAACGUUGUCAACAAUUAGAAGCAAGAUUAUCUACUGUUGAAGAAGAAAAUAUGUGUUUAAGACUGGAAGUUGGAAAGUAUGAGUCUGCAGCCAUUACAAAACCUAAUGAUAAUAAUGAGGAAACAAUUUUUGGUUGUCAGGAAAAAAUAGAAGAGCUUAGAAAACAGAAAUCUCAGCUUACUCAUCAAGUUUUUAUGGUAGCAGGAGAAAAUCGUCAGUUAUGGAAGAGAUUAACUAAAUUAACAAGAACAAAUAAAUCUUUAGGAAGUCAAUUGACAAAAAUCUCUGCUACACUUAAACAACAUUCUGCAGCACAAUCAUCAGAUAUUACGUCCUAUAGUCUUUGUGAUAUUUCUAACUCUACUAAAGAAGAUAAUACUGAGCAAAAUGCAUUAACUGUAUAUAACGGUAAAAAGGAACAAAGUUUAGAGGAAAUAUCACUUAAACUUAUGAAGAGUAUUAUGUUAGAAAAAUCUGAUCUUGAACAGCAGUACGCAGAGAUGGUUGAAUUACAAAAUAGCACAGAAAUGGACUUACGAAAUAUUGGCUUCACUUAUCCAGAAGAUUCUGAUACAGAUUUAGAGUUGUUAAAACAACAUGAUAUUAGAUUGUCACAAAUGAAAAAUACUUUAUUAGCACAACAGACUAAAUUAAAAAGGGCGCUACAGAAUUUUAAGAAAAAGAAAGAAGGAUUAAUGUGUAAUAACUGUCGCAUGAAUGCAAAUAAAAAGUUGUGUCAAGCAAGUACACAAUUUAGUUUCAAUGAGAGUAUUAAGGAACAUGGUGCAACUCAAACCAGUCUUCAAACUCCAAGUCUAUCAUUGGACAAAUGUUCCAAUUCAACAGAUAAUAUAGACCAAGACAAUAAAAUUUGUCCACUAUGUGGAUUGUUUUAUGGAAAAACUAUUUCAUUUUCAGAAUUUCACGAACAUGUUUUGGAUCAUUUUAAUAAAGUAGAUGGUUUUGACAUGUGA